CGUGUUGUUAUACGCGGGACAGUGACUGUCCAUAGCAUCCGCUCCUCUGUUGGGGGUGGUACUAGUGUAGGCUUCACUUCCGCCUGCUUUACACCUUGUCAAGGUUAUACACAAGUCCUUUAGUAGCUUUUCUACUAUAGCUUAAACUUGGGAAGAAUGGCAUCGCUUCUGCGGGGGCUUGGCCGGCGGGCUGGAGCGCAGCUCCUCCGCAACCCUCGCGUUCGCGGUGGCGGUGGCGAGUAUCCUGGUGGCAGCUUCUGGUCAGAGGGCACGCAGACGGGGCGUAAUGGCUUCCUUUUCGGCGAGCUCCCACCGGCGCCUGGGCAAUCGCGCAAGACCCUGUGGUGGGAGCCCUUCUGGUACCUGGGCUAUGGAGGCGCGGCUGUGGGCAUUUACCUCAUUUACCAUGCUAAGCCGCUCGAGGCGCUCGAUAUUAAGUAUUGGGCGGCCCCGCGCGCUGCCAAGGAGCUGGAACAGGAGCAGCGCAUGCUGGACAAGCUCAACGAGCGGCCGGACCUGCAGGAGCGCCUUGUGGCCGUGUGCAAGAACCUGAACAUGAUUGAGGAGGAGGCCUAUGACCUUGUGCUCAUGCGCAAUGAGUACAAGGUCAAGAUGGGAAUGCACACGGGCCGCGUUCCGGAGGACCUGAAGGCUAUCUACGAGGAGCUGGAGGCGGAGUAAGGAACUAGGCAGUUAGCGCGGAUUGCCUAUCGGGCGAAACGGAGUUGCCCCAGCACAGCACAGCUCGCAUUUGGCGGCAGCAUUUGGCGCGGCAACGCUACCCCCUCCGCCAGCCGUGUACGGUCCAGUCAACGCUUCCGUACAUGUACGGAUGUUACGGCAGGGGGUACGAAAACGUUGGGUCUGUCUUGGCUGGCGAGUGGAGGAUGCAGCUGCUGCUGGAGUGUUGCUGCAGCCCGUGGGGAAGUGGAUAGACGUGUUGGUCGUACAGCUUAAUAGCAUGGGUGGGUAGCACUGUGGAGGGAAUUCCCAAGCUCAUGGGGGGCUGUGGGAGGCCCUAUAGCGUUAUCGGGCGUGAGUCGGGAAGGUGCAGGACAGUGCGAGCGAGCGCAUCUUUCUAGGGUCUAUAGCUCAUCUGAUGAUGGAAAUGGCGGUGUCGGGGAAAGUGUCCUGGGAGGAUACACGUGUGCCCGCAACGAAGAG
This is a messenger RNA of Astrephomene gubernaculifera, 1164 nucleotides long. NCBI's taxonomy places the organism in Eukaryota, Viridiplantae, Chlorophyta, Chlorophyceae, Chlamydomonadales, Astrephomenaceae. The record is from the annotation of a GenBank genome assembly.